AAUAAUGCGGACUUUCCACGUGAGCUUCGUUUUUGGCACCCUCUCUCAAACGCCAUGAUAAUGCUGCACUACAAAAGCAAAUAUCUGAGAGAGAGCCAAAAUGACACCAGUUGAAUUUCAUCCAUUGCUCUGAAAUCCCCAUCUAUUCUUGACAUUCAAGAUUGGGGGAAAAACCAAAAGUAAAGCCAGGGAUACAAAUACAAAGUGGAACAAACAAAAAAGGUCUAAGCAGAGCACAAUGGCUUCUUCAUCGGCGGCGAAAAUGGCUGCGGUGGAAUGGCUGAUGGGCUCGCCUGCUGACGUCAGCGACUAUAUCGUGCUUCUAUGGAAGGCGGUGAGGUCGUAUGCGAUAGUGCCGCUUUUGAGAUUCGCUCUGUACCUCUGCUUGGUGUGGUCGUUCCUGCUGUUUGUGGAGUGGUCUCACAUGAUGAUUCUUGCUGCUCUCGCCAAGUUAAUGCGCAACAGGCACGCGAAAAAGUACAAAUGGGAGCCAUUGAAGGAUGAUUUGGAAGCUCGGAGCCUCGAUUUCCCCAUGGUUCUUGUCCAGAUACCUAUAUACAAUGAGAUAGAGGUGUACAAGAUCUCCAUUGGUGCAGCGUGUAGGUUAUCUUGGCCAGUUGAUAGGCUGGUGGUUCAAGUUUUGGAUGACUCAACUGAUCUUGUUAUUAAGGAUAAGAUUGAGAAAGAAUGCAUGAGAUGGGCAAGUGAAGGCAUAAACAUUAGGUACCAGCUUCGAGAUGGUAGGAAAGGCUACAAGGCUGGAGCUCUCAAGGAAGGGUUGAAGCGCGACUAUGUCAAAGAAUGUGAGUAUGUUGCCAUCUUUGAUGCUGAUUUCCAGCCGGAAGCAGACUUCCUUCGACGAGCCAUGCCUGUCCUCAUACACAACCCAGAGGUCGCGCUAGUGCAGGCUCGCUGGAGGUUUGUGAAUGCAGAUGAAUGCUUCUUGACAAGAAUGCAAGAGAUAUCACUGGACUUCCAGUUUGUGAUUGAGCAACAAGGAGGAUCAUCCAUUCAUGCCUUCUUCAGCUUUAACGGAAGUGGUGGAGUAUGGAGAAUUGGGGCAAUAGACGAGGCUGGAGGUUGGAAUGAACGGACCACUGUAGAAGACAUGGAUCUUGCUCUUCGAGCUGGACUAAUGGGCUGGAAGUUUGUUUUCCUAGGAGACAUUGAGGUCAGGAGCGAACUUCCUAGUACUUUCAAGUCCUACCGCUCUCAGCAGCAUCGUUGGUCUUGUGGUCCAGCCAAUUUGUUCAGAAAAAUGGUGACAGGAAUAGCAAAGAACAAGGAUAUAUCGCUAGCGAGAAAGUUCUAUAUGAUAUAUAACUUCUUCUUCAUACGGAAGAUCGUGGGAACUAUGUUCACCUUUGUUUUUUACUGUGUGGUUCUGCCAUUGAUCAUUCUACCUGGCUAUUCCUUGGGUCCUUUUUGAGAACAUAAUGUCGUUUCAUCGCACCAAGGCUUUGAUAAUCGGUCUGUUUGAGGCCAAGAGGGCAAAUGAAUGGAUCGUCACUGAGAAACUAGGAGACGCUUUCGAGGGCAAAUCCAGAGCUGAAUUAAGUGCACCAAAAGGACCUGGACAGCUUAAGAAUCUCAGAGAGAGGUAAAAAUUUUGCUACUAGUCUAUACUGUCUUACUUUUGGCUUGCGAAAACUUGAUUAUUUCUCCUCAGUCGGCAGUUUGGAACGCUUGAUUCUCGAAUAUUUAACUGAACUUACGAACCAGACACAAUCUUGGAAAUUAAAUCUAUCCAUAUAGCAGAAUGUGCUGAAUAAAAUGUUUCUUGAAAAUAUUUCACUUUACAUUCUUGUUGCUUGUUUGGUGGUUCAUAUGAACAUGCAAAAUAAGACCAGUCGUUGCUUGUCUGGUGGAGUAAAACGUGAUAAUCAUCUGACACUGUUGGAGGGUUCGAUACACUAUUGAAGGAUCGUUUAGUCUGACUAUUACACGAUCAUAUAUUUCCCAGAAUACUACCACAGGAGCUGGGAGUUGCUUCGUUUCUUUUCGCCUGUGGAUGUUACGGUGUGUUCUAUGGGCAUGACAGAUAUUACCUGUACCUAUUCCCUCAAGCCAUCUUCUUCACCAUUGCUGGAUUCGGCUACUUUGGCACGAUAAUACCAAGCUGCCCUGAGCUCUCUUAGCAGUAGGGCUCUUCUUGACACAUGCAUGCUUGGAUUCUUAGGCAAGAGUAGGACUAACUUAGAACGGCUGACACUGAAUCAUAGUACUAAUUACGCGCAAGAUUUUGAGUUGAAUUCUUGUGCUUCAUUUACAGUUAGUUUUGCCAGACAUUCAUGAUUCUUAUGCCAACAUUAAUGAUUCUAGAGUAUUCUUUUGUAACUUUGAUUUUUGGAUAUUGUUCAAAAGAUUCCUGUUGUAACGGGAUCUUGUAUUCAGUUGAUGUUAUUUUGAGUUUUAAUCUCAUAUAGCAUUUCAAAUAAA
Salvia miltiorrhiza (redroot sage) is the source of this 2439-nucleotide messenger RNA. Its product is annotated as glucomannan 4-beta-mannosyltransferase 2-like. NCBI's taxonomy places the organism in Eukaryota, Viridiplantae, Streptophyta, Magnoliopsida, Lamiales, Lamiaceae. Gene Ontology annotation, molecular function: mannan synthase activity. The record is from RefSeq and is a predicted model, not a curated record. Bases 239 to 1429 code for a protein of 396 amino acids. The transcript has 8 exons. Gene Ontology annotation, cellular component: Golgi apparatus.